Messenger RNA from Pseudonaja textilis, 1554 nucleotides. Lineage: Eukaryota; Metazoa; Chordata; Lepidosauria; Squamata; Elapidae. The record is from RefSeq and is a predicted model, not a curated record.
AACUCCGUUACUGUUACUAUAACUGCUAGCCACCCAGAGAUGCUGAGAUGGGAGUUUGUAGAAAUUGAAUAAGUGAACAAACAAACGAGUUCUGCGUGGGAUCUUUGCGGUCAUAGAUCGAAAGCCCUUCUCCAGGAUCAUCUAUCGCGUACGUGCCCCGCUUCCUUGCGACCCCUCCCCCCUUCCUCCGCUUUGGAUUCUGCCCACCGAACUACGAUUCCCAGAAUGCCAAGCGAAGCCGGCGCUCUUCUUUCCCCCCUACGAGCGCAUAGGAUAAGCCGUGUGGGCCGGGCCACAGGCGGCGGCGGCAGCUGUUGUUUCUUCUGUCGCCGUGGCAGCUGAAGGCUGCGUCGAGCUUUGGGCAUCGGGGAAGCUUUUAGAACCCUGUAGAGGCCUGUUCUUUCCUCCUCUCUUGAUGUUUCUCCAACCUGAUUCUUUUCUCCAGCUCCUUGAAAAGAGCUUAUAAUGGCAAAAGACAUCCUAGGAGAGGCAGGUCUCCACUUUGACGAGCUGAACAAACUGAGGGUUUUGGAUCCAGAGGUGGCCCAACAAACCACAGAGCUGAAAGAGGAAUGCAGACUGUUUGUAGACAAAAUUGCCGAAUUUAAAAAAAUAGUGGGCAACCUCAUUGAACUUGUAGAUCAGCUAGCAAAAGCCACAGAAAAUGAGAAGAUUAAGGCAAUCGGGGCCCGUAACUUACUGAAGUCCAUAGCAAAGCAAAGAGAGGCCCAACAGCAACAACUCCAGGCAUUAAUCGCUGAGAAGAAGACGCAGUUGGAAAGACAUUUCAUGACCCAACAUCAUCAGUGUGAAUGAGUGUGGGGUUUGCUACCUGUUCGGCCAUCAAUAGACUCGUAGAGAUAAACCACAUUUACGCACCAGUCAAAAGAAACAAACUAAGAAGGAAACGAAAAGACCAGACUGCAUCCGCUCCAGCAGCUAACAUCCAGAUAAGUAGGGAUUAACACCAGACAAAUAAGCAGAAAACAGUACCGUAAUCUAAAAAGUGACAAGGAGAAAAUCACAUCCCCACCUUUCCUGGCAGGAAAAGCUACUAUAUAUAAACAGAGCGCAUCAAUAAUCCCAUAGUUCAACCCUGAGGUACAUAUAUUCUUUUCUAUUGGUGUCACAGUUAUCUUUGGAGGUUUUCUAAAGCACUUAAACAUAAAUGUACGCCAAAUGCCACUGCCUCCUUAUUCUAAGGGGCCAAUUAAUUUCAUGGCUUUCCAAACACUCCCAGAACACUUUCCUCCCUCCCUCAUCUGCCCAGAGCCAGCCUGAUUGGCCAUCCCCGGCAUCCAUCAGGGAAGGGUCUUCUCUAUGUUCUUGGUUGUCAUAAAACAUCUGCCAAAAAAAAUCAAAAGAAUGCUGGAAGGGUUUUCUUUUUUACUCGGCAAAGUAUUCUGGUCCUUCUUGAAUAACUCAAGAAUGUAAACACAUGGAAGGCAUCAGCUCUUGUUUCAGUCGUUUCUUUUUCCCAGCUGAAGAAUCUCCCACAAUUGUUCAAGCUGUCUUCAGCCCAGCCAGCUCAUUUUUAUUAUUUUUUUGCUUUCU